Paramacrobiotus metropolitanus is the source of this 2801-nucleotide messenger RNA. RefSeq lists its product as uncharacterized. The record is from RefSeq and is a predicted model, not a curated record. The transcript has 12 exons. Lineage: Eukaryota; Metazoa; Tardigrada; Eutardigrada; Parachela; Macrobiotidae. The coding region runs from base 1514 to 2431 and encodes 305 amino acids.
AUGACGGGAAUCAUACCUUCCGGCUAAUGGAGUAAUGGCGAUACUGCAGUGAUUAGACACUGAGUAUAGAAGAAAUCAUUCCGAAAGUCAUUGCCGUCUCUAUCAACGUCUCUAUCAAAGCAGCGCUACCAACUAAUUUACCACUGAUUAAGCACUUAAGCUUGACUAUCAGCAGCCAACCAAAGAAUUACGAGAAAAAAGAAAAAGUCGAAAAGCCGUAUAAGAAAACAGUCAGUGAUUAAUCUCCCUGAUUUGUGAGGAUGAGUUAUCGCAAGAAAAACACAACAAUAACCCAGGUACAAUUUCCAUCCGUAUGAUAAGCUACAACAACUCAUAACAGAAAAGGAAUCAAUUCGUGACAACACAAACGCCGCCUAAGCUGUCUGGUAGAUAUUGUUCUGCUUGAUGAGCGGCUGUCCCACAUCGGUUCCCUGCUGCUGCGGCGGCGCUGUCGGCCCAGUGGGCUGCGUCGGCACGAAGUACAUGGGCUGUCCGUCGUGAUCGCAAACAAGAGCCUGCGCCCCGGGAUAAGCGCCGGGCGGCGGGAAGACGAUCUGCGCCAUCUUCAGGGUCUUGGGCCGCAUCUUGCACAGAUUGAUUCCGGCCGCAAUGGCCUGCCCCACGUUGGCCACAAACAUGACGAUAUGCAGACCGAACUGGACAGACGGUCCCAGAUUGAUCACGGAUCCCGCGAUCAACGGCCCACCGCCCAUCGCUCCCAAGAUGCUCAUCACGGCACAGGAGACCAGAAGGCGGCGUCGCGAUGACGGGGGAGCACCCGGUGGCAGUCGCUGGCCGGCCUUGAUGCCCAGGAUGCCGGUGAUGGUGAAGAACAUUCCCACGACGCAGAACACGGAGCCCAUGAGGGUAUACACUAUGGAUCCAUAGCGGCGAACGGUGAUCAAAGUUCGGGAGUAGUCAUCAGCAUGACAGGAGAUGGAGUUUUCGUGAUGUGGGAGUACGAUAAACCCUGCAACCCGUUCGGUUAGCCACGCUAUACUGGAUGAUAUUUAAUGAUAAACGCAAGUCAAUUGCUAUUCCCUAUACGCUAUACCAGGAGUCCGUUUUCGGAAACGGGUUUACAUGCCUGACGUUUACCGUUUAUCGGUAAGACUCUUACCGAUAAUGUCGUUCAGCAUCAGCGCCACUGCACCAACGAUCUGGAUGAUCCCGAAAACCAUAACGGGGACGCGGUUCCACAAACGAGUGGGACUGGGACAGGAUGUCGCGGUCAUUUCCGGCAUCAUGGUUACCAAAUAAACAACUAAUAAAAAGGGAGUAACAGGUUAAGUUUCACGGAAGAAAUUUUUACUUCCUACAGAGAACACAGCUUCUCUAGCCUGCGAGUUGAAAACUGCUCGUUUCUGAGCGAUUGGAUAAACGCCAGUUUCAGACUGCCUAGGGUAGAGACUACUGAUGACAGCCUGACGCUGUGCCCGUCUUCUUUCUGUGGUUUGACUUGCUGCGCCACUAUCCACAAGCCACCACCUAACAAAUCCGUCCAGUGUCGAUCAUGCUGUGCAAACUGGGUCUCCACGUCGCCGUCGUCCUGGCAGUCGUAGCGGUUAUCCUCUGGAACGUCCGAUCGCUCAACGCCUUCCGCUGGGCCGAAGAGACGCUGGGCAUACCGUGCGGUAGUGCCGCUGACGCCGUGGAGCGGGCCUACCGAGCGCAGGCCAAAGUCUGCCAUCCUGACGCUCUGAAGAGCACGGAUUCUAAGCAGUUUCUCCUCCUCGGGGAAGCCAGGCGGGUUAUGCUGGAGGAUCCGGACUGUGUCAUGCAGCGUUACGUCAACAGCAUCUGCAUCGUCAGCGUCGGAGUCUGCUGUACCUUCGUGGGGCAUCUGGCCUACGUGUUGUUCAAGUUGAGGCGAUGCUGGUCCAGACUGACGGGGCCUAUGGAUCCCGUUACGCCGGCACCUGCUCUGGAUGCGGACGUCACCGCGUUUUUUGAUGCGAUCGGUUUGGUGGAGGAUGAUGUGGAUGUCCACAUUGACGAUCAUUUUCCCAAUCCGCCCGCUACUGUGAAUAACGCUCCUGUCCAAGACGGCGCGCCCGCAGUCGCUCCUCUUCCGUUUUUUCCACCGGCGCAACCCGUUGCAGUACCAGCUUGGCCAUAUCCACUGGACCUGUCGCCCGUCCCAGUAAUCCCGCCUUCUCCACGGAAACGUGUGGCGAUCAACCCUGUUGCAACGGUGAUACCCGAUGGGAACAAGGAGAAUGAGAACGCCGAUGGUGCAAUGCAGCAUUUCGAAGAGAAUAUCGAGCCGCUGGACGAAAAUGUUCGCAUGCCGGCUGCGCGUCAGCGGAAGGCCGCCGCUGUUCCCCUCGUUGAUCCCCGUCAGCCCUGCCACCGCAAAGCGAAAGAGCAGGCCCGGCUGAAACUCAAGCAGUGCCAAACGGGAAACAAGCGGACGGCAGCUGGAAGAUGAAUCGCGCGCCACCGGCCGAGUAGCCGGCGACUCUUUUGAGGGCGAAAACCUUUCUUGCGCCACUAUCUGGAAAAGCACCAGAUGUGGACGCUCCUGGCGAUGCGCAGCUUUAUUCAUGUUUUUGUUAUGUUUUACGUCGUCAAUUUUCUCAUCAAUUGUAUUUGUUUGAUGGUUUUACGUUUUUAUUGUUGAGGUUUUUCAAGUAUUUUCUGAACACCGAUUUUGUACGUUCGUUUGAAAUGCGUAUCCUGUGUCAGUCAGAAUGAUUGAUAUUUUGUAGAUUGUGUUCGUCAUACAUUUUUACGUUUUUACACGAAAAGUGCAUCGUUGAAUUGUGAAGUGUGUAAAGAAUUGUUGGCAAUAAAAUUAU